Closterium sp. Naga37s-1 is the source of this 2193-nucleotide messenger RNA. NCBI's taxonomy places the organism in Eukaryota, Viridiplantae, Streptophyta, Zygnematophyceae, Desmidiales, Closteriaceae. The record is from the annotation of a GenBank genome assembly.
AUGGCGGCCGCGCCGCUAGCCUCGUUCGUCCCCGUGCCUCCCAACUGCCACUUCCCGAACCAGAACCUCCCGUUCGGCGUCUUCCGACCCUCACCGGGAGGCUCGGCACGAGUGGGCGUCGCAAUAGGCGAGCAGGUUCUGGACCUGUCGGUGGUGGCGGACGCGGGGCUGCUGGGCGACGUGGGCGACGUGGUUAAAGACACGGCAUGUUUCCACCAGCUCCCCACUCACAUCCUCCUCCCCCCACAUACCUCCUCCCCCCACCAGGCGUCACUGAACGCGUUCAUGGCGCUGGGCCGUCUGCCCUACCCUUUCUCUUGCGCAACACACUUUCCUCUUCCAUACCCCACCCUCCCCACUCACAUCCUCCUCCCCCCACAUACCUCCUCCCCCCACCAGGCGUCACUGAACGCGUUCAUGGCGCUGGGCCGUCUGCCCUACCCUUUCUCUUGCGCAACACACUUUCCUCUUCCACACCCCACCCUCCCCACUCACAUCCUCCUCCCACCACCAGGCGUCGCUGAACGCGCUCAUGGCACUGGGCCGACCUGUGUGGCAACGCACUCGCACUGCCCUCCCUCCUCCAAAACACACCUUCCUCCUCCACUCCCCACGCACCUCUCCCCCCCGCCAGGCGUCACUGAACGCGUUUAUGGCACUGGGCCGACCCGUGUGGCAACGCACCCGCACUGCCCUCCAGCGCCUGCUCUCUGGUGCCUUGCAACCUCAGGUGCCUUGCAACCUCAGGUGCCUUGCAACCUCAGGUGCCUUGCAACCUCAGGUGCCUUGCAACCUCAGGUGCCUUGCAACCUCAGGUGCCUUGCAACCUCAGGUGCCUUGCAACCUCAGGUGCCUUGCAACCUCAGGUGCCUUGCAACCUCAGGUGCCUUGCAACCUCAGGUGCCUUGCAACCUCAGUCGCGUGUGUGCAAAUGGAGAUGCCAGCCGUGAUAGGCGAUUACACGGACUUCUCUGCCUCCGGCCACCACGCCUCCAAACUCUCCAUGCACCACCCUCCCUCUCGCCCCUGCUUCCCUUCCCCAUCCUCUCCCAGUCUCGUGCGCGUGUGAGCAUGGAGCUACCAGCAGUGAUAGGCGACUACACGGAUUUCUACGCCUCACGCCACCACGCCACCAACGUGGGUCGCCUCUUCCGAGGACCCGGCAAUGAGCUGCCGAAGCAGUGGUUGCACAUGCCCAUUGCAUACCAUGGCAGGUCGUCGUCUGUUGUGGUCUCCGGCACUCCCAUUGUGCGACCCAGGGGUCAGUUGGGGCUGCCUGCUUCGUCCACCACACCCCUCGCCCCUCUCUUCGGCCCCACACAGCAGCUUGACUUUGAGCUCGAGAUGGCGGUGUUGAUGGGGCCGGGUAAUGAGAGGGGCGAGAGCAUUCCUGUGGAGGGGGCGCUUGACUGCUGCUUUGGCAUGGUGCUCUGUAACGACUGGAGCGCGAGAGACAUCCAGCGGUGGGAGUAUGUUCCCCUCGGCCCUUUCCUCGGCAAGAACUUUGCCACGACCAUAUCCCCCUGGGUCGUCACUAUGGAUGCUCUUCGCCCCUUCAUCUGCUCCCCGCCUCCUCAGGAGCCAGAGCCGCUGCCGUACCUCCAGGACCCCAACCCGAUCACCUUCGACAUUCACCUGCAGGUCUCCCUUGCUCCCUCAGCACCUCCCCUCGCAGCCACAUCACAUUCUCCUCCUAACCCCCCUCCGGUACCUGCAGAAACCACACCAUCCACCACUCUAUCGUCCACAGGAAACUUCCCUCCAGUCGUUCCUCCCGCCAUGCCUCCGUGCCCGCAUGCCCUCCUGUCCCCUGAAGCUCUGGACUCCGCUCCCUCUGCCGCAGGGAAUGCGUCACUCUUCCACAGGCUGCCGGCUGUAACUGUGUGCUGCAGCAACUUCAAACACCUGUACUGGACGGUGGCACAGCAAGUGGCGCAUCACACCAUCAACGGCUGCCCGCUGCGCCCGGGCGACCUGCUUGCUUCAGGCACCAUCUCCGGCCCUGUGGAGGGCAGUGAGGGGUGUCUCCUAGAGCUCACACAGGCAGGCAAACUCACUCUGGAGCUCUCCCCUCAAGGAUGUACAGUUGCAGACGACUCUUCCCAAGCCUCCGACCAAAGCUUAGCCCUGGGGACUGUGCACCGAACGUACCUGGAGGACGGGGAUGAGGUCAUUAUGACGGCUACCUGCCAG